AUGAGCGGCUUUAUCUCGUUGAUCACAGGUAAGUUUUUCCCAUCGUUAAUCAAUUGGAAAACCAAAUUCAACUUCAAGUUACAAACCUUUGUGUUCCUCUUCGCUCAGGUUGCAUAUGAUGUUAGCCUCAGCGAUGAUGGUUGGUCUUCUGAGAUAUUCAGCAUCAUCUCAGGGAACACUUCAACUUCAUGGGAAAGACUUGAUGUUGGUGUUGUUCUAUCACACUCUUUUGAGCUAGAGUCAACAGUAAAAACUGUCUUUUACAGCACACCUGCUGUUAUUACAUUCCGUGUCCCCACAAAGGCUGCACUACAGGAAGCAUAUUCAACCCCAUUUCUUUCUGCCUCUUGA
Messenger RNA from Lactuca virosa, 351 nucleotides. The record is from the annotation of a GenBank genome assembly. Lineage: Eukaryota; Viridiplantae; Streptophyta; Magnoliopsida; Asterales; Asteraceae.